This is a messenger RNA of Miscanthus lutarioriparius, 1413 nucleotides long. NCBI's taxonomy places the organism in Eukaryota, Viridiplantae, Streptophyta, Magnoliopsida, Poales, Poaceae. The record is from the annotation of a GenBank genome assembly.
AUGGGGUCACUGACGCCGGCGGAAGGCCAGCGGCGGCCGCACGCCGUGUGCGUGCCGUUCCCGACGCAGGGCCACAUCACGCCCAUGCUCAAGCUGGCCAAGCUCCUCCACGCGCGGGGCUUCCACGUCACCUUCGUCAACAACGAGUUCAACCACCGGCGCCUGCUCCACACGCGCGGGCCCAAGGCGCUCGACGGCGUGCCGGGCUUCCGCUUCGACGCCAUCCCCGACGGCCUCCCGCCCUCUGACGCCGACGCCACGCAGGACAUCCCCGCGCUCUGCAACGCCACCAUGACCAAGUGCCUCCCGCACCUCCUCUCCCUCCUCGCCAGGAUCAACGGCGACGCCGAGGCAGAGUCUUCUCCGCCGGUCACCUGCCUCGUCGUGGACGCCAUCAUGUCGUUCGGCUUCGACGCCGGCAGGGACAUCGGCGUGCCCGUCGUCGCGUUCCUCACCAUCGGCGCCUGCGGGUACAUGGGCAUCCGCAACUUCAGCAACCUCAUCGAGCUGGGCCUCGUGCCGUUCAAGCACGAGGUGGACCUCGCGGACGUUCGCGGCCGCCGCCUCGCCGCCGUGGUGACCGGCGCGUACGGCAUGUGCGACGGCGUGCAGCUGCGGGACUUCCCCAGCUUCGUCCGCACCACGGACCGCGGCGACGUCAUGCUCAACUUCCUCCUGCACGAGUCCGAGCGGAUAUCGCUCGUCCCGGACGCCGUCGUCAUCAACACCUUCGAGGACCUCGAGGGCACCACGUUGGACGCCAUGCGGGGCGUCCUCCCGCCGGUGUACCCCGUCGUCCCGCUCCUCCUCCGCGAGCGCCACGAGAUCUCCACCGGCAGCCCGCUCGCGGGCCUCGGCGCGCUGCAACCUCUGGAAGGAGCAGGACGGCGUCCUGGAGUGGCCCGCCGUCCACGCGCCGCGGUCCGUGGUAACAUCCGUCCGGACCUAGUCAGGGGCGACUGCGCCGUGCUGCCGCCGGAGUUCGCGUCCGCCGUCGAGAGCCGCGCGCUGCUGACCACGUGGUGUGCGCAGGAGGCGGUGCUCCAGCACGAGGCGGUCGGGGUGUUCCUCACCCACUCCGGCUGGAACUCGACGCUGGAGAGCCUCUGCGCAGGGGUGCCGAUGCUCAGCUGGCCGUUCUUGGCGGAGCAGCAGGCCAACUGCCGGUACAAGCGCACGGAGUGGGGCAUCGGGAUGGAGAUCGGCGGUGAGGUGCGGCCCGACGAGGUGGCGGCCAUCUUAAAGGAGGCCAUGCACGGGGAGAAGGGGCGGGAGAUGCGCCGGCGCGCGGAGGAGUGGAAGGAGAAGGCCGCAAAGGCGGCGCUGCCGGGUGGGCCUGCCGAGACAAACCUUGACAGGGUCAUCCACACGGUGCUGCUCUCCAAUAACCAGGCAAAAGCUGUCGAUGAGUGA